Plasmopara halstedii is the source of this 537-nucleotide messenger RNA. Its product is annotated as ribosomal protein l19. NCBI's taxonomy places the organism in Eukaryota, Oomycota, Peronosporomycetes, Peronosporales, Peronosporaceae. The transcript has 2 exons. Gene Ontology annotation, cellular component: mitochondrial large ribosomal subunit; ribosome. Gene Ontology annotation, biological process: translation. Bases 1 to 537 code for a protein of 178 amino acids. The record is from RefSeq and is a predicted model, not a curated record. Gene Ontology annotation, molecular function: structural constituent of ribosome.
AUGCUCGCAACAGUGGUUAAGAAUUUCAUGCGUGUCGUGGGCGCAACGGGACCACGCCAUUCAUCGUUUCUAACCGCGUCGGCUUCGUUUUUUUCUACAAAAGCGCCAAAUUCCGAGAUGCCCGCAACCGAUAAUCCCAAGCGGACCAAGCUUAAGAUUCCUACUAAACGCGCGGCAUCGCUGCUGCAACAGCUGGAGGCGGAAGCCGUAGCCAAGGCCUCGGAAGGAAAAAACAUUGUAGAUUUUAAUCCAGGCGACUCAGUUGAGGUGCAUUACCUAUUGAGUCGUACAAGCAGCCGCGUACAACGUGUGAAGGGCGUCGUGUUGGCGCGACGAAAUCGCGGCACGGGUAGUUCUUUCGUCAUUCGUAACCACAUUGGGGGCUACGGCUUCGAGCAGAAGAUCUUUCUGUGCUCACCGCUUUUGCAAAGUGUCAAGCUAUUGCAGAAAUCGUUCAUCCAUAAAGGCAAAAAACGUGUGCGCCGCGCUAAACUUUACUAUCUGCGGGAGAAGGCGCCUAGCAUCACAACGGUCUAA